CUAUUUAAGGGUAAAGGGAAAGCGAGAAUCGGAUCCCUAAUUUUAUCUGCAGCCCCAUUCUCUCCGGCGUCAGCGUUCCACCUCUACCUCCGGUCUUCUCCGAUCAGGUUUUGAACUCAAGGGAAGAAGAUGCAUCCACCUUUGACUCUACAUAGACACCCUUUAUGUGCUGAUAUAAUUGAAGAGUUUCAGAAAUGCCAUACAGACCACCCACUAGGGAAAUUCCUUGGGCAAUGCACAGAACUGAAAGUAAAGCUUGACCGGUGCUUUAGGCAGGAAAAAGCUAUAAAGAGGAAAGCAAAUUUUGAACAGAGCAAGAAGUUGAAAGAGAGGCUCCACGCUUACAGGAAAGAAACUGCUGACAUGCAAUCUUGAAUCUGAUAAUAGUUAUGUUGACAAGACAUUGUUGUGCAAUAUUUCAACACACGAAGGAAAGCUUAACGACUGGGAUUUAUCAGAGAAAGAUUGGUGAAUAGAAUUGUCAUUCGUCUAUUCUGAUGUUUUCGUCGAUCUCCAUUAUUUAAGUUAGUUAAAGUGAAAUAAGAUGUAUAGACACAAGAAUUGAUAAAUUACAGGAGCAACUUAUCAGACCAUUCAAUUUUGGUGCCUGGAAAAUGUCAAACAUCAAAAUACUGAAAUAAUUGUGUGAACUGAUAGAAUGUUCCUGGUGGGAGGUAGCUAGCCUUUUA
This is a messenger RNA of Solanum stenotomum, 689 nucleotides long. RefSeq names its product COX assembly mitochondrial protein 1. NCBI's taxonomy places the organism in Eukaryota, Viridiplantae, Streptophyta, Magnoliopsida, Solanales, Solanaceae. The record is from RefSeq and is a predicted model, not a curated record. Gene Ontology annotation, cellular component: mitochondrion. The coding region runs from base 130 to 375 and encodes 81 amino acids. The transcript has 4 exons.